Molecule: messenger RNA, 1695 nt
Organism: Danio aesculapii
Lineage: Eukaryota; Metazoa; Chordata; Actinopteri; Cypriniformes; Danionidae
Gene: ccnb3
Product: cyclin B3
Exons: 12
Coding region: 169-1365 (398 amino acids)
Biological process (GO): regulation of cyclin-dependent protein serine/threonine kinase activity; mitotic cell cycle phase transition
Cellular component (GO): nucleus; centrosome; cyclin-dependent protein kinase holoenzyme complex
Molecular function (GO): cyclin-dependent protein serine/threonine kinase regulator activity
Source: RefSeq, a predicted model, not a curated record
AUUUGGACGCAUGCAGACUGUUGUGCAGUGUGUCUGUUUUAGCCUGGGCAGCGGUUCAUUGUGCUUUUCGUGAAUGUAUUGCACAUUAUUGUUCAAAAUAUUUCUUCUGCUUUAAUUGAGGUUGUGCAGUGUGUCGUGAAAAGGGUGAGACUGUGAAGGAUCAGUAAAAUGCCAUUUUCAAAAGGAAAAAAGCCCACCACCAGUAAAAUCCCAAAGCUUAACUCCAAAAAGCUUGAGAACCAGGAUGGACCCCAGACCAAGCGUUCAUCUUCUUCUCCUCAAGGGGCCCCUAAGAAAAGAACAGCCUUUGUGGACAUUACUAAUGCGCACAAGAUUGAGCUGUGCAACCCCAUUAAAAAGAAAGAUCCUGCCAAGAAGCUGCAGAAGACCUCAGUACUUUUGAAGAAUGAUGUCAACCUGAAAUCUGUAGUCAGUACAGAGGAGAGGUUGGAGGAGCUGAAGAAUGUGGAGUCAGAUAUUGAGGAAACUUCUUGCAAAGAUCCGAUUCCUCCACAUCUACUGCCUCCAGAGAUCCCUCCAGAGUUUGACAUCGAUUCAGAGCACCUCAGCGACUCCAGCCAUACAUCAGAGUAUGCCAAAGAGAUUUUUGACUACCUCAAGAACAGAGAGGAGAAAUUUGUCUUGUGUGACUAUAUGGUUGAUCAGCCAAAUUUGAACACUAAUAUGAGAGCGAUUCUGGUGGACUGGCUGGUUGAGGUCCAGGAGAAUUUUGAGCUGAAUCAUGAGACGUUGUACCUGGCUGUAAAAGUGACAGAUCAUUAUCUGGCCGUGAGCCAGACCAAACGAGAGGCUUUACAGCUCAUUGGUUCCACUGCCAUGCUCAUUGCUUCUAAAUUUGAGGAACGGGCUCCACCUUGUGUAGAUGAUUUCUUAUAUAUUUGCGACGAUGCCUACAAGCGAUCCCAACUCAUCUCGAUGGAGAUCAGCAUCCUGCAGGCGCUGAACUUUGACAUCAAUAUUCCAGUUCCAUACCGUUUCCUUCGCCGCUAUGCCAAGUGUGUGAAUGCAGGUAUGGACACACUGACUCUGGCGCGCUUCAUUUGUGAGCUGAGUUUGCUGGAGAUUGAGUUUGUGCCUGUAAGAGCGUCUUUACUGGCCUCUGCUUGUCUGCUCAUCGCUCUGGUUACGAAGGAUCUGGGAGGAUGGACACAGUGUUUACAGUUUCACUCAGGAUACAGUGCAGAGGAUCUGGCGCCCGUGGUCAGAAAACUCCAUCACAUGCUCAGCAGCCCAGCGGACAGUAAACUCGCCGUCAUCAGGAGCAAGUAUGCACACAAGGUUUUCUUUGAAGUUGCAUUGAUCCCCACAGUGAAUCUGGAGAAGCUAGAAGGGUUUUUGAAGUGAGCUGAAGAAAAUGUCAUUUUUCAGACAAUGUAAAUAAUUCUAUUUAACUUUAUAUUUUAAUCUUUUGAAAUAAAGUGUUUAUGUGUGUAAAUCUACUUAAGGUAUAUGCAUGUUUUCCACUGUAAAUUUGGUUGCUUUUACAAACCAUGUAAUUCUCCUUGUAAAUGUAAAAAAAAAAAAAAAAUCAGCUGACCAAAAAACACAAGCCAGUCGUUUUAAGAAUAUAUUAGGUCAUUUAGAUUUGUUUUGUUAUUGAAGGUUGUUACUAAAAUGGCAUUUUAAUGCUUAUUCUUGUAUAUAUGUUUUUGUCUACUUUGUAUAUUUCGAUGU